Molecule: messenger RNA, 864 nt
Organism: Pelobates cultripes (western spadefoot toad)
Lineage: Eukaryota; Metazoa; Chordata; Amphibia; Anura; Pelobatidae
Source: the annotation of a GenBank genome assembly
AUGUCUCUCCUCAACCUCAUCACUUCCUGUACAUCUCUCCUCAACCUCAUAAUUUCCUGUACAUCUACCCACAACCUCAUCACUUCCUGGACACCUCCCCUCAACCUCAUUCCACCCUGUACAUCUACCCUCAACCUCAUUCCUCCCAGUACAUCUACCCUCAACCUCAUUCCACCCUGUACAUCUACCCUCAACCUCAUUCCUCCCAGUACAUCUACCCUCAACCUCUUUACUCCCAGUACAUCUACCCUUAACCUCAUUCCUCCCAGUACAUCUACCCUCAAUCUCAUUACUCCCUGUACAUCUACCCUCAACCUCAUUCCUCCCUGUACAUCUACCCUCAACCGCAUUCCUCCCAGAACAUCUACCCUCAACCUCAUUACUCUCUGUACAUCUACCCUCAACCUCAUUCCACCCAGUACAUCUACCCUCAACCUCAUUCCUCCCAGUACAUCUACCCUCAACCUCAUUCCACCCUGUACAUCUACCCUCAACCUCAUUCCACCCUGUACAUCUACCCUCAACCUCAUUCCACCCUGUACAUCUACCCUCAACCUCAUUCCUCCCAGUACAUCUACCCUCAACCUCAUUCCUCCCUGUACAUCUAACCUCAACCUCAUUCCUCCCAGUACAUCUACCCUCAACCUCAUUCCUCCCAGUACAUCUACCCUCAACCUCAUUCAUCCCUGUACAUCUACCCUCAACCUCAUUACUCCCUGUACAUCUCCCCACAGCUACAACCCUCCAAGUACAUCUCCCCUCGGCCACAUCCCUCUCUGUACACUUCUCUUCAGUCACAUCACUCCCUGUACAUCUCUCCUCAACCUCAUCACUCCAUGUAUCUGUACACAUGGAUAUUCAUAA